Nematostella vectensis (starlet sea anemone) is the source of this 2585-nucleotide messenger RNA. RefSeq names its product inositol polyphosphate 5-phosphatase K. The coding region runs from base 164 to 1474 and encodes 436 amino acids. NCBI's taxonomy places the organism in Eukaryota, Metazoa, Cnidaria, Anthozoa, Actiniaria, Edwardsiidae. Gene Ontology annotation, biological process: phosphatidylinositol dephosphorylation. The record is from RefSeq and is a predicted model, not a curated record. Gene Ontology annotation, molecular function: phosphatidylinositol-4,5-bisphosphate 5-phosphatase activity. The transcript is spliced from 13 exons.
UCAGCGGUAUCACAUCACAGCAGCAGAUGUUCGGUCGAAGUGUUUGCAAGUGUCCGCUGCCAAAAGACGCCAUUCUACGUCGAAAUCCUUGAUAAUUCACACAAGGAAAGACUCAUUGGAUAUAUAAGUACCUGGUUGUAGUAUACUCAAAGGUUCUAUAGCCAUGGCUUUGAGGGUUCACGUCUGUACAUGGAAUAUUAAAACCACCAGCCCCCCAGAUGAAGAUUUAAGGGAUUUGCUACACCUGAACAAUGAAGAAGACGUUCCAGAUAUAGUGGCUGUAGGUCUACAAGAGGUUGAUGCCAAACCACAGUCCCUACUGAUAGAAUACAUCAAAGAGAACUCUUGGGUGAAGUUGCUGCAAGCAUACCUUGGGGCAUAUGGGCUUGUCAAGCUUCGAUCUAUACGAAUGCUUGGUAUGGUUCAUCUAGUUUCUGUCCAUCUUCGUCACCUGCCACACGUACGAGAGAUCAGGCAGGCAUUUUGCAAGACUGCUUUCCUUGGUCUUUUGGGCACCAAGGGAGCAGUGUCACUGCGGUUUACUCUUUAUGACCAAUCUUUCUGUUUCAUCAAUAGUCAUUUCGCAGCACAUGCUGAGUACACAGAAUACAGAAACUCGGAAUAUCAAACUGUUGUUGAUUAUCUAGCUUUCUCAAACUGCACUCCAGCCCAAGCCAUUGAACAUGAUUACAUUUUUUGGUCAGGGGACUUUAACUUUAGAAUAAAUGAAUCGAUUGAAAACAUCAAGGGAGCCUGUAGCAGGCAGGAAUAUGCAUCACUAUGGCAACACGACCAGUUAUUACAAAGCAAAGAUGCAAAACUCUCGUUCAUCGACUUCAAGGAAGGCCCGUUAGUCUUCAAACCAACAUACAAGUACAACCCUGGUUCAAGUGACUGGGAUACAGAAAGCGGCAAGUAUCGCAAACCAGCAUGGACAGAUCGAGUAUUGUGGAGAGAAAAACCAGAAAAAGCUGACACAGCACAACUCAUUACCUACAAAUCACAUGACCAAUACAUGACAAGCGACCAUCGGCCAGUCAGCGCAUUGCUCAGUCUCGACCUACCGGAUUCUGCGCUGAAAGUUGAGGAUCCUAUCGACUGGAAGAUGGAUUUGAUGAGUAUGCCGUGGUAUGGGAACGAGGAUGGUCUCUGUGUGUACGUCGUCAGCAACUACAAGACGUAUAGCUGGGACUGGAUAGGACUUUACAGAGUUGGUUUCCACCACAUAUGGGAUUACGAGAUGUACGAGUGGGCCGUGGGGGAUGGGGACGAGUACGGUGAGAAUGGCUGUGCGGUGCUUUUCGACUGUCUGCCCGAGGAGCCUGGGCACUACGUGAUGGCGUACUAUAGUUACAAGAUGGAGGCAAUCAUCUCCGUCAGCGAGGCAUUCGAGAUUCUCCCGCCUCGCGAUGAAGACAAAGACCCUGUGGAUGUACAAGUAGAGCAGCCGGAGCAGUCCACGGAAAACGUAUGAGCUCACGAGCUGAGAAGGGCUAUGGCAGCGGCAAUGUGCUUACAACUAGCAUCGGAAGUAGAAGGUUUUUAAAGGGGUUGGGAUGGGUAGGUUUGUGUCAGUAAAAUGUCUCAAAACAGCGUGAAUAAGUAAUCUUCAUUAGGAACUACCUACACGGUAGGUUUUUAUCCCAGUGAUACCGCAUAUAGAAAUGGACGUAGUGCGGAGCUAGAGGUCGUACCUCUGUAUAGAUUAUUAUUACAGAUUAUUACAUGGUAUUUCGCGAUAGAUAUUAUGUCCCACAAAAUGAUUUAAGAUUGAAGAGAAUAAGGAAAUACGUAAGAGAAAAAUGACGAUUUGAUUAUAACUAAAUAAUUUUGUAAGUUUUUAGAAUUAAUUAAUUAAGCUUAAGUAGACAAAGCAAGGACUGGCUGAAUUACUGGUGAACUUGGGAACCGGGAGGAGUUUUGUUAUGUAAAAACAAGAUCACAAAACUUUGUUCCUCAGUUACUGUGAAUGCAAGGACGCAAACAUGUUAAAUUUGUCUUGAUGAGUUUCCCGCUGAAAAUCUAUCACAUUCUCCGCGCAAAACCCUUCAGCUGCCAGCUUUGAUGUUGAUCGAUGCACCAGGUGCUAAUCUACUCGUGGCUGCACAAUAAAAUAGCUUUAGCUUAAACAAAAUAAUAUUAUUAUCAAAUAUCACUGUAUAUAAUCAUUGGCAUCGUUUGGUAUUAAACAGGGCUUGCAAUUAUCUAGGCUCGUUUUGCUAGGAUUUAACAGCUUCUUCGUAGUAUUAAACUGUGCAUUCUCUUGGAAAGUAUUUAAUCUGUUCCUUGUCCCCUGAGCAAACAGGAGCAUAACAAAGAGGUCUACUAACAUCGCACACUUUCCGAAUUGUCUUUGAAAUCCUUAAGUGUUGAAACACUAAGACUUCAUAAAAUAUUUCAGGCUCUUGUUAAGUUAUCGAUAUUCUCAGUUUGUAACUCAGUUUUCUGUGGUGUUGAGAAAUUCAAAUAGAUAUGUACGAGCUUAUUAAUGCCAGAGUUGUAAAAUAUUCAUACGAGAUCUAUAACCCUGUCUCUGUACAGAAAUCAUGGUGACAUGAGUGAAAAAUAAACGAAUUAAAAAUGUA